AUGUCUUAUGCAAGUUACAACACAGUUGAUCAAUAUUCAAGUCCAAGUGUUGGUUCUUCAGACUUACCAAUAGAUAUGGCAGAAGGAAAUGAAGCAAAUGUAGACCUAAUUGGGUUAGAAUGUGAUGCUGGAAAGGAUGUUACUAAGGAAGUUGAAGAAGUGGAAGGGGACUGUGAACCAUAUAAAAAAAAGCAAAGGAAAAAAUUUUCAAUUAUUUGGCAGGAAAUGACAUUGGUCAAACUUGAGAAUGGUGAGGAAAGAGUGCAAUGCAAUCACUGCAACUACAAAUUGAAAAAGCAAAAGGAUGGGACAACCACACAAUACAAAAGACAUUUAGAUUGUUGCAUAAAACGCAAGAUAAAUCUAUCUGGGCAAAGGAACAUUUGUGUACUUCCAUCAACACAAAAAUCAGAAAGUGUUAAUGGUGUUCAAAGUUGGAAGUAUGAUCAAGCGAGGAUAAGGGAAGUUAUAUCUCACAUGAUCAUGGUUCAUGAAUUGCCAUUUUCCUUUGUUGAGUAUGACCUCUUCAACAUAGUCAUGCAAACUGCAAGUCCAUAUUAUGAGCGAAUUAGUCGAACAACAACCACAAAAGAUUGUUGGUCAACUUAUGAGAUAGAGAAGAAACGAGUACAAGGAUUGUUGAAAUUAGUUGACAAAAUUAGCAUCACAACUGACAUAUGGACAUCAAACCAGAACAUCCAAUACAUGGUGAUAACUGCUCAUUUUGUAGACUUGGAUAGUAAGUUGCAGAAAAGAGUUUUGAACUUUGUUGAAGUUCUUCCUCCACAUACUGGUACAUGUGUUUGUGAUGCAAUAUACAAAUGCUUGCAAGAAUGGAGUAUUGAAGAGAAAGUGUGGACAAUCACGGUGGAUAAUGCCUCAUAUAAUGAUUCAGCUGUGAGGUUGUUACAUGACUCUCUUUCUUUCCAUACAAAUUUGCCACUUGAUGAUGGUCUUUCUGAGAUUAAGUCUAUCAUUGAAAAUGUGAGAGAUAGUGUCAAGUACAUUAGUGCCUCACCUCAACGAUUGCAUAGUUUUAAUGAGAUUUGCAAACAGCUUCAAGUGCCUAGCAAGAAGUUGAUUUUAGAUUGCUGCACUAGGUGGAAUGCAACAUUUGUUAUGUUGUCCUGUGCUUUGGAUUUUAAGCAAGUAUUCCCCCGAUAUCAACUUCGAGAUCCGAAUUAUAAUUGCUUGCCUUUUGAUGAUGAUUGGCAAAGAGUUGAGGAGAUAUGCUCUUUAUUGGUGCAUUUCAAUGAAGUUACACAAAUUAUCUCAGGUUCUGAAUAUCCAACAUCAAAUUUGUUCCUUCCUGAACUAUAUAACAUCAAAGAAAUCUUAUGUCAAAAGUCUGUAAGUGUAGAACCUUGGAUGAAAAACAUGGCCCAAAGAAUGCAGCAGAAGUUUGACAAAUAUUGGGGUAGUAGCAAUCUAUUGCUUUCUAUUGCUGCUGUUUUAGAUCCUAGGAAUAAAAUGACAUUUAUUGAAUUUUCUUUUCCAGUCAUUUAUUCUGAGUAUGAAGCUACUAGACAAAUUGCUAUUGUUCAUGAUUCUUUGUAUGAGUUAUACAAGAUAUAUUUGGAUAAAUAUGCAGCAACUUCAAAGGAAAAUGAUUUUCAAGCAAUGGAUACUUCUGAAAAUUGUGUUGCUACUACUACAUGGAAAGGGAAGGGGCUAGUCGUUGAAACAGGGAGAUCAAAGUUUGAGAAGUUUGUGAGGAAUGUUGAAACUGUCCAAAAUGUGAAGUCUGAACUAGAUACUUAUUUACAGGAUGGUGUGUUUAUUUGUGAAGGAGAUUCUACCAAAUUUAAUGCAUUGGAUUGGUGGAAGUCAAACAAUCUAAAGUUUAAAGUGUUAUCAAAGAUGGCAUGUGAAAUCUUAUCAAUUCCAAUUACUACGGUUGCUUCAGAGUCAACAUUUAGUGCUGGUGGUAGAGUUAUUGACACAUAUCGGGCAUCUCUAGGGACAAAUACUGUUCAGAUGCUACUUUGUGGAAGUGAUUGGUUGCGUAACUUAUACAAUCUGAAAAGGAAAGUAAAAUGUACUAAAGAUGUGAAGACUAUAUCACUAGAAUGA
Messenger RNA from Ipomoea triloba (trilobed morning glory), 2073 nucleotides. RefSeq names its product zinc finger BED domain-containing protein RICESLEEPER 2-like. Gene Ontology annotation, molecular function: DNA binding; protein dimerization activity. The transcript has 4 exons. Bases 1 to 2073 code for a protein of 690 amino acids. Lineage: Eukaryota; Viridiplantae; Streptophyta; Magnoliopsida; Solanales; Convolvulaceae. The record is from RefSeq and is a predicted model, not a curated record.